AUGGGUCCGGUCAUGCCUCCCAGUAAGAAGCCGGAGGGCUCAGGAAUUAGUGUUCCCAGCGGACUGAGCCAACGUUACCAAGAUAGCGAUUUAUCAAAGGCACUUCACGAUGACGAGGACCUAGAUUUCUCUUUGCCUGCCAUCAGAUUAGAUAAAGGGGCCAUGGAAGAUGAAGAACUAACUAAUUUGAACUGGUUACACGAGAGCAAGAACUUGCUGAAAAGCUUUGGGGACUCGGUGUUAAGGAGCGUUAGCCCCGUUCAGGACAUCGGUGAUGACACGCCGCCGUCUCCUGCCCACUCUGACAUGCCCUAUGAUGCCAAGCAGAACCCCAACUGCAAACCUCCUUAUUCCUUUAGCUGCCUCAUAUUUAUGGCCAUUGAGGACUCGCCAACCAAAAGACUGCCUGUAAAGGAUAUAUACAACUGGAUCUUGGAACACUUUCCGUAUUUUGCAAAUGCACCCACAGGAUGGAAAAAUUCUGUGAGACAUAAUCUAUCCUUGAAUAAGUGUUUUAAGAAAGUGGACAAAGACAGAAGUCAGAGUAUUGGAAAGGGGUCCUUGUGGUGUAUAGACCCAGAAUAUAGACAAAACCUUAUUCAGGCUUUGAAAAAGACACCCUAUCACCCAUACUCGCAUGUGUUCAGUACACCUCCCACAUCUCCUCAGGCAUAUCAAAG
Antrostomus carolinensis (chuck-will's-widow) is the source of this 680-nucleotide messenger RNA. Its product is annotated as forkhead box protein N3. Gene Ontology annotation, molecular function: DNA-binding transcription factor activity; cis-regulatory region sequence-specific DNA binding. The annotation marks the transcript as partial. The record is from RefSeq and is a predicted model, not a curated record. The transcript has 2 exons. Lineage: Eukaryota; Metazoa; Chordata; Aves; Caprimulgiformes; Caprimulgidae. Gene Ontology annotation, cellular component: nucleus. Gene Ontology annotation, biological process: regulation of DNA-templated transcription.